UAAAUACAUUUCAUCGUCUUCGACAUUGGUUAUCAGCUGAAGCCCGUAACAGAGGGAGGAGUCAGUCAAUUGGAUAUUUCCAAAUUGGCAACCACCAUUUUCUUCUUCGAUCAAUAUAGAACGAUAAUUCUAGAGUUAGUGUUCGCGGAAAUGGACGGUGAAUCUUGUUCUAGCGGUAAAUUCAAGCUCUACGAGCAGUUAGAAUUGCAGGAGUUUCAGGACAAGUUCGUGAUCAAAUCCGUCGAGGCUCCAGAUCAAGGCUUCUCCAUCGACCGCCGUGACGGGACCAUUGAACCACUUAAUGGUGAUUCUUCUUCUUCUUCUGCAAGACCAACCAAAACCUCUACGAUAUAUGGUGUGGCGGGAACCAUCAGAUUGCUUGCAGGAAAUUAUGUACUUGUAAUAACUUCGAGGACCGAAGUUGGGGCCUUUCUUGGCUUCCCUGUUUACCGAGUAACCUCUAUGAAGUUUCUGUCCUGCAAUGAGGUUUUGAAGAAUUCAACUCUUCAAGAGAAAAAGGAUGAAGCUUACUUCAUGGCUCUGUUGAAAACAGUCCAAUCAACUCCAGGGCUGUACUUUUCUUACCAAACAGAUAUUACAUUAAACUUUCAAAGAAGACGUAAGUUAAUGGAAGGAUGGAUGGCCAAACCAAUAUGGAAGCAGGCUGACCCUCGAUUUGUUUGGAACAGAAAUCUUUUGGACGAACUUAUUGAGUAUAAGCUUGAUGGGUUCAUUAUUCCUCUACUACAAGGAAGCUUCCAGGCUGCACAGCUUAAGCUAAAAGACUCACCUGCCACACUUACGAUAUUCUCAAGGAGAUGUACCCGACGUCUAGGCACAAGAAUGUGGAGAAGAGGAGCUAACCUUGAAGGAGAUGUAGCUAAUUUUAUUGAAACUGAGCAAUUGGUGGAGUGUGAAGGUUUCAGGUCCUCAUUAUUGCAGAUUCGAGGUUCAAUUCCACUUCUUUGGGAGCAAAUUGUUGACUUGAGCUAUAAACCACAACUUAAAGUUAUUGAUCAUGAGCAGAUGUCAAAUGUUGUGGAGCGCCAUUUCUUUGAUCUUUUCCAAAGAUAUGGAGAGAUAAUAGCUGUAGACCUAACUGAUAAACAUGGUGAUGAAGGUCAACUAAGCAUGGCAUUUUCUGCCGAAGCACAAAAUCUGCCAAAUGUGAGAUACGUUUCAUUUGACUUUCAUCAUGUCUGUGGGAACUCAAACUUUGAAAACCUAAAGCUUCUAUAUGAGCAAAUCUCGGAGCAAUUUGAAAAGCAAGGAUACUUACUCAUAGAUGGGAAAGGAAGCGUACUGGAGGAGCAGAAAGGGAUUGUCAGGUCUAACUGCAUUGAUUGCCUUGAUAGGACGAAUGUUACUCAGAGUUACUUGGCUCAGAAGUCUCUAGAUGAACAGUUGCAGAGGAUUGGAGUGCUUGAUUCUUCUGAAUGCAUUUCUAUGUUUGCUGAAGAUUAUCAAAAAUUUAGAGCAUUGUGGGCUGAGCAAGGUGACGAGAUAAGCCUCGAAUAUGCUGGGACUUAUGCCCUGAAAGGGGACCUGGUUAGAUAUGGAAAACAGACAUUUGGAGGAAUACUGAAAGAUGGGAUGAGUGCUCUUUCAAGAUAUUAUUUGAAUAAUUUUCAUGAUGGCAUUCGGCAGGAUGCUAUGGAUCUUAUUAGUGGCCGCUAUACAGUUAGAAGGGAUAGUUCACCAUUCCAGACUGAAUCUUUUUCUGUAAGUAUAUGGAAUCUUUCUGAGAAAUUUUAGUGCCCGAAUAAUUUUGUUGUCCAUUUUCAGCUCUUUACAAUUUGUUAUUCAAGUCCUGCAACUGCAACAUUCAGUAUA
Prunus avium (sweet cherry) is the source of this 1833-nucleotide messenger RNA. The record is from RefSeq and is a predicted model, not a curated record. Lineage: Eukaryota; Viridiplantae; Streptophyta; Magnoliopsida; Rosales; Rosaceae.